Molecule: messenger RNA, 5152 nt
Organism: Episyrphus balteatus (marmalade hoverfly)
Lineage: Eukaryota; Metazoa; Arthropoda; Insecta; Diptera; Syrphidae
Gene: nompA
Exons: 25
Coding region: 263-5044 (1593 amino acids)
Source: RefSeq, a predicted model, not a curated record
CCGCCAGUGCCUAUACACAAAUAAAUCAGUGAAGGAGAUUUUUGACCUCAAUACUGUUACAAGUUAGUAAAAAAAAAGAUUACAAACCUUUGCAGAGAGACCUAUAACACAGAUCACGGAUAGAAAAGAACAUUAAAGGAUCCAAAAUGCGAAUAACCAAGUAUUUAUUAGGCUGCCACAUUAAUUAAGAACAAACAUUAACUGCAUUUUGCAGUUUUUCAACAUAUACAACAAAGGAACACCCUUUUCAACAGAAACAAAAAUGUUUAAAAAUAGAAAACUUUUUAGACUUAUAUAUUUAUUUUUUAUUGUUAUAAAUUUAACUAGCAUAUGGGCCCAAACAACAUGUAAAAACGGUCUCGGAAGAGUUCUAUAUGAACGUUUGCCAAAUCAACAGCUCCAAGGAUAUGAUGAUGAUGUGGUCAGAGACACAGCCCCUCCCUUCCGAGUUCUUGAAAAAUGUCAAGACCUCUGCCUGCGAGAUCGAACCGGAACAAAUAACCUUGUACGAACUUGUACAAGUUUCGACUUUCAACCUGGCAGUCGAAUAGCUUCAUUCGGUGGUAAUGCCGAAUAUGAAGAAUCAAUAUGUUAUCUAACGAGUGAACAAGCUGGACCUGAAGGUAUUGGAAGCCUAAUGUUGGUACCCAACAGUGUCCAUUUCAACGAAAUUUGUCUAACAUCAAGUAGACCAGAAAGAGAAUGCCCAAGUCGAAGAUACGUCUAUGAAAGACACCCCAGGAAGAAAUUAAAACUUCCACUUUCCGACAUUAAAGAGAUAACUGCUGCCAAUCGAUCCGAUUGCGAAGACAAAUGUUUAAAUGAAUUCUCCUUUGUUUGUCGAUCGGCAAACUUUGAUUCAACCAUGCGAACUUGUACCCUAAGCAGAUUCACAAGACGAACUCAUCCUGAACUUCUUGAGGACGAUCCAAAUUCCGAUUACCUAGAGAACACAUGCUUAAAUGCCGAACGCCGUUGUGAUGGUUUAGCUGUAUUCGUUAAAGAAGAAAACAAACGUCUUGGUGGUCCCUUCGAAGUGGAUAUAUUCAAUAACAUGACUCUAGAGGAAUGUCAAACAAUGUGCCUGCGAGCUGAAAAAUAUUUCUGUCGAUCGGUUGAAUUCGAUGAUCAAACAAAGCAAUGUAUACUCUCUGAGGAGGAUUCAAUAUCCCAGAAAGAUGAUAUCAGCAUCAGUUCAAGUCCAACACAUCAUUUCUAUGAUCUAGUGUGUCUAGAUAAUCAGAGAGCAACUGAUUAUCCAUCAGAUAAUUCAGUGACUUCACACCUAUUCUCUAGCGGCCGACGACCGGACACUGCAUUCCAACGUUAUAGGAAUUCACGUCUUGGUGGGGAAUUCCAUUCGGAGAUCACUGGGCGAUCGUUGAGCGAGUGCCUUGAUGAGUGUUUGAGACAGACAAGCUUUCAAUGCAGAUCAGCAGUAUAUAGUGAUCGCUUUAGGACGUGUCGAUUAAGUCGCUAUAAUCAAAAGGAUGGCAUGCGUAUCAUCUACGAUGCUGACUAUGAUUACUAUGAAAAUUUAAUGCUUAAUGUUGUUGGGAGUGGUGGAACUGGAACAGGUGGAAGUGGUAGUGGUGGAUCGGAUGAUGAUCGUCUUGGUGGUCAUGGUCGGCCGACAGAUGGUGGAAGUGGUCAUAAUAGUUGGAGACCACCAUCGGAUAGGGAUAAAAAUGGUGAUGGUGAUCGAUUUGGUACUGGCGGUGGGACAGGUGGUGUUGGUGGUGGAGGCUCUGGAAAAUAUCCACAUGCUGGGGAUAUUGGAAAACCUUAUGAUCGUUAUCCAUCGGAUAAUGAUUAUGAUCGUUAUCCGGGUGGGGAUCGCUAUCCAAGUGGUGAUCGUUAUCCUCCUUCGGGUGGAGAUCGAUAUCCUCCAAGUGCAGGGGAUCGAUAUCCUACAACUGGGCCAGGUGAUCGUUAUCCGGGAACUGGUGGUGGUGUUGGUGAUCGUUUUCCUGAUCGUUAUCCGCCCACAAGUGGUGGUGGUGAUCGAUAUCCAUCACCAAUGGGAGAACGUUAUCCGGGAGAAGAUCCAUAUAAUGAUCGUGAUAGAUAUCCAGGUGGUGGUUCAGAUAGAGACCAUGUUAUACCUGAUCGUGGACGUUAUCCAUCCAUCGAUGAUGAUCGUUAUCCGGGUAAAGAUCGUUAUCCAGGUGGUGAUCGUUUUCCUGAACGUUAUCCGAGUCGUGAUCAAUAUGCUGAUCGUUAUCCCUACCCUGCCGAUCGAGAUAGGGAUCGUUAUCCGACUGCACCAUUUGGUGAUCGUGAUCGUUAUCCUAUAGAUGAUGGACGUUAUCCACCUAGAGAUCGUGAUCGUUAUACACCACCACGUCCAAUUGAUCGUUAUCCUGUUAUAUCCGAUAAUAGUUUGCCAGAUAGAGAUAUUCCCCACACAAGACCAUAUCCGCCAGGAGAUGGUCCAAUAUAUCAUCGUCCUUAUCCGGGAGGAUCACGUUAUCCAGAUGAUGGAUAUGCAUCAAGAUAUCCAUCUAGUCGUUAUCCGCCAAGAGAUCCUGGUUAUCCGGGAAGAGAUUCACCGGAAAGUAUAUUCCCCGAUCGUCGUUAUAGACCAUCUUCGUUUGAUUCACGUUAUCCUCCAGAUGCUCCUAGAGGAGGGCAUUCAUCGCGUUAUGGUCCAGAAAGUGGAAGAUAUCCUCCAGAUGAGAUAAUUUUGAAUGCCCGUAGACCGGAGCCAGAAUCAAGUAAAAGAUAUCCUCCAUUACCACCACCGCCGACAACGGGGAAAUAUCCAACAUCACCAAAUCGUUUUCCCAUAGGCACAGAUCGUUUUCCAAUUGAUAUUUAUAAAUAUGGAAAUGGAGGAGAUCGCUAUGGGGGAGGAAGUGGAGCAGCAGGAGGAAGAAGACCAUCAGCAGGCUAUGAUCGUAUUCCGCCCCCAUCCUACUAUGACCUAGAAUAUGAUGACCGUUAUAGCGAUCGCCCACCACCCCCAUACAUUUCACCAUACGAUCGUGAAUUUGAUGGAGGCUAUAGAAGACCUGGCAGUCCUGUCGGCGGUGGUGGUGGAGCUGGAGGUGUAGGCACUGGCGCUGGUGGUGCAUAUCCACCAUAUGAGAGCCCCUACAGUCGUCCGCCAUACGGUGGCAGUUCGAUCAAUCAACUUCCACCAGAAGCUCUUGGAGGACCAAGCGGUGGUGGCGCUGGUGGGCCACCACCAUAUGCAAGCGGUCCUUCUGGCGGCGGCGGUGGAUCAGCUAGACCACCAAGUACGAGAUGUGACGAGAACGAUAAUUUCAAACAAGUGGCAGCUCGGCACAAGAUGCGACGACACUUUGUUCGGCGAGCCUUGAUCGUGCCUUCGCUAAUCCAAUGCGAACGUGAAUGCAUUGAAUCUCGCGACUUCAUCUGUAGAAGUUUCAACUACAGAGAUACCGCAGCAUCCACCUACGACGAACGAGAUUUACCAAACUGUGAGCUCAGCGAUCGCGAUUCCCGCGAAUUGGACGUUCAUGAUCCGAACACAUUCGAUCCGGCAAAUUAUGACUUUUACGAGCGCAGUGCGGGUCGCAGCGAUGGCGAAUGCUUGGAUGUUUCACAGACGUGCAACGAAGAGGGAAUGGAAUUCACCAUACGUACGCCAGAGGGUUUCAUUGGCCGCAUCUACACCUACGGAUUCUACGACAGAUGCUUCUUCCGCGGCAAUGGUGGCACAGUAAACGUGCUGCGUAUCAGUGGUCCACAAGGUUAUCCCGAUUGCGGAACACAGCGGUAUGGAGACACACUCACGAAUAUCGUGGUAGUGCAAUUCUCGGACAAUGUUCAGACUAGCAGAGAUAAACGUUACAAUUUGACCUGUGUGUUCCGAGGUCCUGGCGAGGCUGUUGUCACAUCUGGAUACAUUGGAGCUGGAUCUGGAAGUCCCAUACCAAUUGAAUACCUUCCAGCCGAAAAUACUUUAAGCUCAAAAGUUCGAUUGAUGAUUCUCUAUCAAGGAAGACCAACAACAACAAUAGCCGUUGGUGAUCCAUUAACAUUCCGUUUAGAGGCUCAAGACGGCUAUAAUCAUGUGACAGAUAUCUUUGCAACAAAUGUCGUUGCUAGAGAUCCAUAUUCUGGAAGGAGUAUUCAACUUAUUGAUCGAUUUGGAUGUCCUGUGGAUCCUUAUGUUUUCCCUGAACUUGAUAAACUUCGAGAUGGUGACACUUUGGAAGCAAGGUUUAAUGCCUUCAAGAUUCCUGAAUCUAAUUUCUUGGUAUUCGAAGCAACUGUACGAUCUUGUCGUGAAGGUUGUCAGCCGGCUUAUUGCCCGGGACCUUCUGGUCGUCAGGAACCAUCAUUUGGACGUCGUAGGAGAUCUCUUAAUGUCACUGAGGUGGAAUUGAUUGAAGAUAGUGGGGAAAAAAAUUCAACUGAGUUGAAUAGUGGUGAAUUUAAUAAAACAAUAACAGAAGUCGAUGAUGCAAAAAGUGAGACAAUUGAAGUUGAGGAACCAGAACAAGUUCGAGAGAUGAUCGAGGUUUUUGAAACUCGAGAAGAAAUCGAAAAAGAUUCAUAUCCCAGAAAGUUGGUAGCACCAGUUGAGACAGUCUGUUUGUCACCAUCGGAAUAUCAUGGUCUUCUGACAGCUGUCAUUUUGCUUAUGAUUUUACUUAUGAGUAUAAGUCUCGUUUCUGGAUUGGCAUACAGACGUUAUUGGAAAACAAUGUCCAAAAAUCGUAUAGCAGAUCGUAAUUCACCAGUAACAUCAUUUACUCCAUCUUCUCUACGAACUCACGAAAGAUUUAGUGAAAUUGGUCAAAUAAACAAUGGUUCUUCAGGAACAGGAAGAUCAAGUCAAUUUAGACCGAAUUUGUCAAUGUUUGGUGGUGGUUUGCAAAAAACUUUUGCCACAGGAAAUUUGGCAAGAAUGUGUCAAAUCCCGGUAAUGAAUCCAAUACGAAAUAAUACUUCGAGUAACAGCAAUCAAUUUGAUGAUCCAAGCGAGCCAAUUUAUACAGAUCCAUCACUUUUCGAAAGAUCAAGAUCCCUGCGAAGUCUUUCCGAAGAAGGUGAUAAUCAUAAUGUCUGAACUCAGAAUUGAAAUUCUGUAAAUAACCCAAAAACCAAAAAAAAAGAUGUCUUUUUAUCAUCAAGCCUAGAAACCAACGCGAUGAUAUACUAAAACCAAAAUAUUUCA